AUGUCUUUUGCCGGCCACAAUAACCUUUCUACAAAGGCUGUUUCCCAAUACCAUGACGAGAAUGCUCCCGCUUGGGACCAUGACAAAACAAAAACAGACACAAAAAAUGUUCUUGGCACCAAGCCUCAGCCAAAAUUUGAGAUUCGGCUUCCACGUCGUAAUGCCCUUGCUGAUGUUUCCAAUUUGAAAAAUCCUUCAGAAUCAGAACCCUCUACCAAAAAGCGUUCCCUUCAGGAAUCUCAAAAACAGUCUCUUGAGGUUGUUCCUUCCACCGAGGAAGAGCUUGAACAUAUUCAAACCAAGAAGCGUAACAAGUCUUCUGAUAAUGCCGUUUCAACAUUAGAAAAGGGAUCCCAGAAGGUUGUUUCCACUAACACUGAUUUCACGCCUUCCAAUCCUUUAAUGGUUGAAGAAUAUGAGCCAGAAAUCUUUUCUUACAUGGAAAGUUUGGAAAGCAAGUGUCUUCCCAGUGCGGCAUAUAUGGACAAACAACAAGAGCUAACAUGGAAAAUGAGAGAGAUCUUAAACGAAUGGCUUGUGGAAAUCCACACAAACUUUUGUUUGAUGCCUGAAACCCUCUUCUUGGCUGUCAAUAUUGUCGAUCGAUUUCUAUCUUUGCGUGCUUGCUCUUUAACUAAAUUCCAAUUAAUCGGUAUCAGUGCUCUUUUAAUAGCCAGUAAGUAUGAGGAAGUUAUGUGCCCUUCUAUUCAAAACUUUGUAUACAUGACUGAUGGUGCUUUCACUGCUGAAGACGUCUGUACUGCUGAAAGAUAUAUCCUUCGUGUCCUUGAUUAUGACCUUGGUUUCCCUAGUCCUUUGAACUUUAUCCGACGAAUUUCAAAGUCUGAGAAUUACGAUGUUCAAACACGUACACUUGGCAAAUACUUGACUGAGAUUUAUCUUUUUGAACAUCGCCUACUCCAAUACCGUCCCUCCAUGAUUGCAGCUUCAUCCAUGUAUCUUGCUCGUAGGCUUCUUCGUCGUGGUCCAUGGAGCGCCGAACUUGUUAAAGCUUCUGGUGGCUAUGAAGAACAUACAUUAAAACCCGUUGCUUUCAUUCUCCUUCAAUAUCACAACAAACCCGUCGAACACAAAGCAUUUUUUCAAAAAUAUGCUUCUAAAAAGAAUCUCAAGGCAAGCGUUUUUGUGCAUCAGCUUGUUCGACAAAGAUUUUCUGUUACUCAUAAUGCCGAUGAUGAGAUUCAAUCUGACCCUUCCUCUUCUAUCAACAGUGACGGUCAUUAA
Molecule: messenger RNA, 1245 nt
Organism: Schizosaccharomyces osmophilus
Lineage: Eukaryota; Fungi; Ascomycota; Schizosaccharomycetes; Schizosaccharomycetales; Schizosaccharomycetaceae
Gene: cig2
Product: G1/S-specific B-type cyclin Cig2
Exons: 1
Coding region: 1-1245 (414 amino acids)
Biological process (GO): regulation of cyclin-dependent protein serine/threonine kinase activity; G2/M transition of mitotic cell cycle
Cellular component (GO): centrosome; nucleus; cytoplasm
Molecular function (GO): cyclin-dependent protein serine/threonine kinase regulator activity
Source: RefSeq, a predicted model, not a curated record